Molecule: messenger RNA, 7329 nt
Organism: Cervus elaphus (red deer)
Lineage: Eukaryota; Metazoa; Chordata; Mammalia; Artiodactyla; Cervidae
Gene: DENND11
Product: DENN domain containing 11
Exons: 9
Coding region: 31-1380 (449 amino acids)
Cellular component (GO): cytoplasm
Source: RefSeq, a predicted model, not a curated record
CCUCGCCGCCGCGCCGCGCCUCGCCUCGCCAUGGUGGAGCGCGGAGACGCGGCGCCGCUGCUGCGCUGGGCCGAGGGCCCCGCCGUCUCCCCGCCGCGGGCCCCGGUCCCGCAGGCUGGAGGCCGGGGCUGGGGCGGCGGUGGGGGCGGCUGGGCGGCCGCGGAGCCGCCGAGGAGGCGGGAGCCCGAGGAGCUGCGGCAACCGGGGCGCCUCGAGCUGGGCGACGUGGAGGAGGACCAGGUGGUGGCCGUGUUCGUGGUCACCUUCGAUCCCCGCUCGGGAAACAUGGUGGAAUGGUGCUUACCCCAAGAUAUUGACCUUGAAGGCGUGGAGUUCAAGUCUAUGGCCAGCGGAUCCCAUAAAAUUCAGUCUGAUUUCAUCUAUUUCCGGAAGGGGCCCUUCUUCGGCCUGGCCUGCUUCGCCAACAUGCCGGUGGAAAGCGAGCUGGAGCGUGGUGCGCGGAUGAAGUCCGUGGGCAUCCUGUCUCCAUCCUACACCCUGCUGUACCGGCACAUGCACUUCCUGGAGAACCAAGUUCGACACCAGCUGGAGACCCCGGGUCAUUACUCUCACCUGGCUGCCUUCUAUGAGGACAAGAAGGGGGUGCUCCACGCCGGUCCGGGGAGAGGUGGCAGCCUGCCCCCCGUCUACUGGCUGCCUUCCAUCCACCGAUACAUGUACCCCGAGAUGAAGAUCACACACCCAGCUGGCUGCAUGUCUCAGUUUAUUAAGUUCUUUGGCGAACAGAUCCUCAUCCUUUGGAAAUUUGCCUUACUUCGAAAGCGCAUUUUGAUAUUUUCUCCCCCUCCAGUGGGCGUUGUGUGCUAUAGAGUGUACUGCUGCUGCUGCCUGGCCAACGUCUCCCUGCCUGGCAUCGGGGGCACCGUGCCCGAGUCCAAGCCUUUCUUCUACGUGAACGUGGCCGACAUCGAGAGCCUGGAGGUAGAGGUGUCUUAUGUGGCCUGCACCACGGAGAAGAUUUUCGAGGAGAAGCGGGAGCUCUACGACGUCUACGUGGACAAUCAGAACGUGAAGACGCACCACGACCACCUGCAGCCCCUGCUGAAGAUCAACAGCGCCGACCGGGAGAAGUACCGGCGGCUCAACGAGCAGAGGCAGAUGCUGUUAUAUUCCCAGGAGGUGGAAGAAGAUUAUAACCCUUGUGAAGAGGACCUCUUUGUGCUGUUUUUCCUGGAGCAAAACAACCGGAUAUUUCAGACUUUGUUGGAGGUGUCCGCCAGUCAAGACAAAACUCUGACAGCUGAGCACGCCCGGGGCAUGGGUUUAGACCCCCAAGGAGACCGGAGCUUUCUUAUGGACUUGCUGGAGGCCUACGGCAUCGAUGUCAUGUUGGUCAUUGACAACCCCUGUUGCCCAUAGGAAGGAUGAGCCGCUAUCACGUGGGGAUGGCCUGAUUUCUGAUUGACACACAGGAGUAUUUAUACUUCCAACAAAUGUAGUUUUUGCAUCUCCUUUCUUCCCUUCUUCCCAAGAGGUAAGAUCAGAGCGCCUUGAUUUUGGAGGUUGCUGGAAGCUACCACUUUCCUAGCUGCUGCUGGGUUCAGUCUUGGGAGUUAUCAAAGCAGAUUCUCUCGUCUCCUCGUGAUUGACUUGAGGUGAGGGGGGAAGGCCGCCUAUCACCAGGAGCUCUGGACACCCUGGCUGGACUGUUGGGAAAGUCUGUCUGGUCUCUGUCAUUUGAUGUAUCAAGAAUGAGCCCACAGUCUGUCCAGCGUGGCCUUGCAUAUCCAUCUGCCCAAAGCAGAAGCUAGACCAGAUGGCCUUCCAAGGUUUUUAUCAGUUCUGGGAGUCUUGUCUUGCGAUCAAAUUUCCUUUCUGGUUUAUUAGAGUAAAUCUGUGUUUUCUCUGUUCACAUAGAGACUUCAGAGUGGGACAAAGGAUGUUUUUGUCACCAGGUAUGAAGCUUCUCUAGACAGAGGACAGGGAGUGGUGGCUUCUAAGUCAGCUGAAAACUAAAAUUGUAAAAAUGAAGCCUGGAAACCUUUCUCUUAAGUUAAUGGUGGCCGCUCCACGUCAUAGUUUUGUUUCUCUGAAUUCCCUCCUGGGACGGGCUGGCACAUUCCUCCAGGCCGAUAUCAGCAAGAAUGUGUACCAGUUAGGAGCCUUCAUAAACAAACUUCUUUUUAGCAGAGACAACAUUCGUCGAGCUAGGCAACUGGGACCAGAAACGCACCAGACUCGUUAGAGGUGGCGUGCCGGCACCAGGGGCGCGGCUGGGAACCCCGUGUGUGAGAUGAGUUUCUCUGCUGUGCUCGGACCUGGGAUAGCUCCUGUUGGCCCUGCUUGUUCCCUUUGGCUGGGGUGUUCAGUGGACGUCAGCCGCAGUGAGACAACCACGGUUUGUUAGAGAAGCCUGCUCCUGUGAGUCGAGUAGAGGUCUUCUGGGCCAGUUCAGGAUUUCGACUUGGGGUCCUGGGUUGUUUGUGACAAAUAACUUCUUCCCCUUCACUGUUCCUACCUGACUGUGUUAUUGGAAUAGCUGUCUGUGUAUCUGUGUCCGGGACCAAGUUCUAGCCAGGCUAGUGUCAGAGAGAAAUAACUUUCAAAUGGAUGGAUCAUGUGUCUUGUCUCGAGACUAGCUUUGUAGGGCUUGUUGCUUUAUUCAGAACCAUUCUCACUGCAGCUCCCUGAUACAGAAUUCAAGAUUAAAGAAGUUCACAUGUGGAAAUGCAGACAUUGACUAAUCAAGGGUAGUGUCUUUUAUGUAAAUAUAUAAAUAAGUUUGGGCAUUGAAAUGUAAACUGUACGUUUUUCUUCUCUGUGGGUUUAGCCAUCAUUUCAGUAGUAUAUUUGUUUACAGAAGAAAAAAGGAAUCCGUUUAGAAGCUGAAGCUUCACUGCCUUUUUCCUUGAAGAGUGGCCAUCUCCUCUUAUUCCUGGAGAAGGAGCAGCCUUUGUAACUUGGGUCAAGUAAUGGUUACUGUUAGUAUUAUUGGAAGGUUCAAGGCUUUCUAAGUUGGGAUGGGUGGUCAGAAGUAGGGGUGGGGUAAAAGGAAAGGUCAGGUUCUCUUGGAGGACAGAGGCAGGCCCUCAUUCUGUGGAAUCAGGGAAUUUGUUGGGCAAAUACUCUUUGUAAGCCCUUCUGUUCUAGAGGGCUUCUGCAUGCGAAUGCUUUUAUUUCUGUGCGAUUGUAACUCCAGGCUUAGAUGUGCUGAUGUACAGGUAAUCAGAUGAAAAUGAGAUUCCUGUAUUUCUCUUUGAAUGGCGGGCCCAGGGUGCCUCACCCCUUCUUGUAACUCCAUGCACUUCUAGGCAGCCGUCCAUCUGGCAUCCCCUGGGCUGGGAGUGGCCCUGGGAGAGGGUGCACCCAUGCGGCGGUGCCACGUCUGAAGUCGAAAGCAGCCUGUAUUCGGCUGACUCCAGAGCAGAACCCCUCUGCUACCCCCCGCCAACCCGCCUCCCCAGCAGAGUCCUUUGAAGAGGGUACCCUAGCGCUGGUCCUUCCCUGCAUCGCCAGCUUCCUGGUGAGGCCGGGAAUCUAGCGCAGCGCCCUCUGCUGGGCUGCAGAGCACGCUGUUACCCUGUGUUACCCUCCUCACUGACAUCCCGGAGAGGAGGAUGGAGCCUCUAGGAGUUCACCUUUCGCAGUCUCCCUCCCCCGCUCCCCACCCCCACCUUCUUCCCCAAUCCCUCGGGUGAGCAGCACGCUGGCAUCACUUGCUGCCAGGUCUCUGCAAGGGGAAUUUGUUGGCGAGGUACCAGGCAGGGCUCCCUGCACAAGGACAGCAGAAGCUAGGAGCCACCCAGACCUGCUUUUGUGUCAGAGAAACCAUCUGCUUUUGUUUGGAAGUCACUGGAGAAUGUCCUUCUCUGUCCUCUGUAGAAACAGGGCUUAUUAUAAUACUACUGUGACCUUCGGGAGCUGGCUGGGAACCUCAGGUGUGGGUACAUUGAUUGAUGGUGACCUUCUGUCCCUCUCAACUCUCAGACCUCCUCCUCCCAACUUUGUGCCAGCUGGCUUGGUCCUUCUGGGGAACUUUAAGUCUGAUCUGAUGCCAAGCUGUGCGUGUGUGUGUGUGUUCAGUCAUGUCCGACUCUCGGCGACCCUGUGGCGUGUAGCCCGCCGGACUCCUGUGUCCAUGGUAUUUUUCAGGCAAGAAUACUGGGGUGGGCUGCCAUCCCUCCUCCAGGGGAUCUUCCUGACCCAGGGAUGGACCCCCCGGCUCUUGAGUCUCCUGCGUUGGCAGAAGCUGUGAGCCAUGCCCUAAGCUGGAAACAUUGCUACCUUGAGAAGUGGGGGCCACCGGGUCAUCCUUGGAUGAAGUUAAAAGAAAUUCUAGGUGGUCAGAGUCCUUGUGGGCCUAGAAUCCAGGCUUGGAGUUUGCUGAUGUCUAGUCGGAUAUGACAAAGUUCUGACAAAAUGCAUUUUUUUUCACUUGUGCAGACUUGGCAGAUGGUACUCUUCAGCCUUUGGGACAAUGUCCAGUUGUCCUCUGGGUUAGGACUCUUCUAAAGGAGUCAGAAAUGGUAGGACUUAUCGUUCCCCAGACCAGAAAGUAUGGGGCAAAUAACAGUUCAGAAUUGGCUUUGGCUUUUGCUAAGCAUGAAGCACCCCUUAGGCCUGGCAUAGAUCCCUUCUAAGGUAAGUGCCCAUACAGUCCUCAGUAAGUUAUGAUUGCUGUGGAUUAGGAGGCUGCCUCCGUCAGUCAUCAUGGCAUUGUGUCUUCCAUUUGGCUGGAGAAUGUAAGCUGAAUUCAUUGAUACAUUGAUAGAAAUCAUUUAGCCUAGGAAUUUGCAUUUGUAACUUGUUUGUCCCACGUGAAAAAGAUGGGAAAUUUAAGUAGAGCACAGGGUGCAGAUCAUUCUCAAUACCACAUGUGAAGAGUCAUUGAUCAGUGUAACUACCUGUUUUAGCUAGAAGAUAAAGGUAAAGAUAAAUGAAACCAUAGCUGAACCACUUUUUCAUUCUGGUGGUUAUGAGGGCAAACUUGCUAUUUGUCUUAAUACACUGAAAGCCCUUCAAACAGAGUAAAAAAGAUGAGCUUACUCACCUUUAAACCAAGGCCUUUGGGGAAGCUUUUGCAAAGGGCAGUGAUGUGAAGUUUUCCUUAACCUUUUAAAGGCAGUACAACAACCCUCCAGGAAGAAGGGGAUCUCAGGAACUUGUUUUUGUUUUGAAAUGAAACUACCCAGGUGGUGCAAGUGGCAAAGAAUCCACUUGCAUCUCCUGCUAAUGCGAGAGACAUGGGUUUAAUCCCUGGGUCGGGAAGAUCCCCUGGAGAAGGAAAUGGCAACCCACUCCGGUAUUCUUGCCUAGAAAAUCCCAUGGACAGAGGAGCCUGGUAAGCUACAGUCCAUGAGGUUGCAAAGAGUCAGCCCUGACUCUGGACUGCUAAGUCAAAGAAGGAAAAGAAACCAGAGAGCCCAGGGAAUGAACUGAGGUGCUCUCUCCCAUCCCAGGAGGAUCGUACUCACAGAGGUACGGGAAGCGGGGGGUGCUGCUGAAUAAGACAGUGUUCAGCUUGACCGUGAACUUGCCUUGGUGUGAUGACAAGUUCUCCACCAGGCAGGAAAGUUAGUGAUAUGGGGACCAGUGUGUGUCAAAUGGGCUUUCAUCUCCCCACUAGGCUCCUGGCUCUGGGCCUGGACUCUGAACGGGCCAGCCCUCGGUCUCUCCUCUGCACUCCUGCGGUACCUGUAUGUGGUGCCCUGUGGUGAGGCGCCUCAGCAGGCCAGCCCACCCCUCUCAUUUCAGGAAAGCCCUUUUGUGAUUCAGGUGUAGGGGAAGAGGAGCUCAGGGCUCCUUUUUACUCCUAAGUCAUGGAUGGAUUUUUAAUAUUCCAUUUGUAUUACUAAUAUACCUCUGUUCCAGGAGCUACUGGAGGGCCGAGUGUGGUGGAAAAAGGCUAACUGUGAAUUAAGUUACUGUUUUUCUGAUAAGAAGUGGAAGUUUAUUUUUAUAUUGAUAUGACUAUGUGAUGUAUUGAGGAUGCACAUGUUGAAAUGGAAGGAAAUGUCAAAACAAUAAUCCUGGAAGAAAUGGGCAUAUUGCAAUUUGGAAGCAGCUGAGACCCCCCCCCCCCCUUUUUUUGUUUUUUUUUAUUUAAAUGUUCUGGUGAGUGAAUAAGGACUGUCCUGUGAAAUCUAACAGCCUUUUGAGGAGAUAAAGUUUACAGUCCUAUGGAGGAUGACAUACAGUCACCAACCUUAAUAAGACUCUUUUAUGAAAGUGGGUGAGUGUGAUCAGGCUGAUUGCUAGGCCUCUUAACUGGAGGGAGUCAGAGGUAGUUUUAUAACUCACUUUAGCUCAUUUUUUUGGAGCUGGAAUACAGGGGCUGUUGGAUGAAACUGCACAUUUAGAAAGGAAAUAAUUUUCUAGUACUAUACAGAGAACUGAUGAUGGAGAAGUAAAGCCCUGCUCUCAUCUCUUUAGCAUUUAUUCUAGAAGCUCAGCACUGAAUGGGCUUUUAGAGGUAAUAGGAUCUCAAUUCAGGAAAUGUAUUUAAUCACCAUAAACAGAUGGGUAUGAACCACCUCUCUUUGCUCUAGAAUGCUUCUUUACACUAACGGUACAUCUAUUUUGCUAAGGACAGUUGGGGGAUGCGGAGGUGGGGUGUAGGGUUUUAUGAACUAGCCAGAGAUGAUCCACAAAAUGAAAAAUCCACACACAGGUCACUGAGUUAUCUGGUUGUCAACAUAUAUCGUUGACAUUGGAGUGAAAACUCCUUCCUUUGUCCAAAUCAAACAAAGAUUUUCAGUCUAGCCCUCCAAGACCAGUGAGUAAAGCUGUAGAUUCUGUGCUUUUGAGGAGACUGGGUAGGAGACUUGAGGGGUGUGGGGUAGAGGAAAACAAAACGAACCUCCUUUGUACAUCUCAGGCUUGUUGGCUAAAAUUUUUUUUUUUUAAUCGGUCUGACGAGUAAGUCUUUUCUGAAAAACUUGGGAGAAGUUCUGUGUUUUCCAAGUGUAAGAUCAGCAUAGCCUCCUCGUCGCCUUAAAUGUCAAACCCCUAUUUUGAUUAAUAUCCCAGUGUAAAAGUCAUAGCAAUAAGAGAAACGGAAUCUAGUUUUGUUUCAAGUCUUUAGCUCCUAGGAUGAAAUUAGUAAGACAGUUGAUACAUCUCCCUGAAUGUCCUGCAUCUGGCUCUGCUGUUCUCUCUCGUCGGUGGUAAUCAUUUAGAAGGCCUAAGGAAAGCUGGGGUUCAUCCCAGCGGGUACAUGUUUCUUGAACUGAUUUUGUUCUGUGCUACAGAUAACAUCUGUGUAUAUCAUAUCUGUAUAUAUCUGAACCAAGCUGUAUGCAGAGAGGUUGAUAUAACUAUAUUUACAGAAAACUGUUUUUACGAUUAAAAUUCACAUUUUAACACGAA